This is a messenger RNA of Lineus longissimus, 7871 nucleotides long. RefSeq lists its product as uncharacterized. The coding region runs from base 465 to 7505 and encodes 2346 amino acids. Gene Ontology annotation, molecular function: protein binding; protein kinase activity; ATP binding. NCBI's taxonomy places the organism in Eukaryota, Metazoa, Nemertea, Pilidiophora, Heteronemertea, Lineidae. Gene Ontology annotation, biological process: protein phosphorylation. The record is from RefSeq and is a predicted model, not a curated record. The transcript is spliced from 18 exons.
CAAGUCUUGGCAGUGUGCCUCAUAUGGUGUGACAGGACAAAACGAUUGUCCAUGACAUGGUUCAAUGGGAUCUUUAGUGAAAAUCUUCAUUAUCGUUUUCAAUAACGGUCUCGUCUGACCCGAAUUGAGUGAAUAUCUCUACUCUCUAUGACUCCAGAUCGUGCUUAUCUCGCUUGUGACGUUUUGGUUUUUUUAAAGACUUUUUCUGGAACCAAGAAUAAGGUUUAUGAGACACAUUUAUGUCUUGAGACUUGAUCCAUUGGAAUGAUUAUCUAAUCUAAUUCUUGAACCAAAAAGAAUUGAUAACGAUGGAAUUGUCUCUCUUUCUAUUGGACAUCUAUUGCUUUCACAAAGGGGAUUAUACUUAAAUGUGACUUAGUGUCUUCUGAGAAUUGACCAUAAGGAUGUGUGUGCAGAACUAAUAUUUCUGUAGGCGAACCCCAGGAUGAGAGAGCAAGAAAGCGAUGCCUGAGAAUGUAAAGAAACAACUGGAGAAUCGAGACCAGGCAUACAAGAAAACGGGGCGGGAAAGAGGUCUUCUGUUGGCAUAUCAUGACAUAGCUGCUACUCUGUUCAGCGGAGAUAAGUCUGACAAUCUGGAGGAACAGUUCUUGGCCGCUGCGAGGGAUGGUGAUUAUGACAAAGUUCAGCAUUUCCUCCAGCGGAGAACCAAUGAAUUUGUUAACAUCGACGGCAAGGAUAAAGGCACAGGGAAUUCAGCUCUGAUAUGGGCUGUCAAGAGGGGUCACCUCAGGAUAGUACAGCUGCUUCUCAAACAUGGUGCAGACGUCACUCUCCGCAACUAUGAUAGUAAGACGGCAGUGGAGCUGGCAUCUCCAGCGAUACGACAAGUCCUACUGGAGUCGGUGGAACGGAGUGGAUGCACCCAUCGUCAUCUGCUACAGGCGGGAUGGCAGGGGAACUUUGAAGUGGUCAGGAAACUGCUGGAAACUAAGACGUUAGAUAUCAACUGUCGCAAUGCUGAUGGGUUUUCACCGAUACACCUUGUGGUUCGCGAUUGUCAUCUUUUUGAGAAGCUGUCUGCUCAACUAAAGAAGAACUACAACCCUUGUUCUGUUCUCAAAGAACUGCUGGAAUACAGAGCUGACGUGCAUGCCAAUGACGACGACGGUAAAACACCCAUCCACUAUGCAUCCAUGUCAAAGUGUAACCUGUCCAAUCACCUGGUGACCAUUCUACUAAACGAUGGAUCGUCUCAUAAUGCCCGUGACAGACGCUGCUACACGCCAAUCCACUGCGCUUCCCAAUCAGGUAACAUUGAGGUGGUCAAGACACUAAUCGAUGGAGGAUCUGAUGUUAAUAGUCGGGCUUAUGCUGGUUAUACACCUCUUCAUGUUACGGCAAUCCAUGGCCAUGAGAAAGUAGCUAUCUCUCUGUUAAAUCACGGUGCCGACGUCACCCUGGUGGACGACAGUGGCCUGACACCUGUUGAGGUAGCCAAGAACAAGAAAGUCAAGACAACUUUGCGGGAAGCUUGGGUUGAGGCAACGCAGCAAAAAGUUGAGAAAGUCGUUCUGAAACCGGUGAGACCGCCGACGAGGGAGUCUUCCAGGAUGUCGUUUGAUGAAGCAAUGUGGCAAGACUGUUCAAGCCCGAGAUGUGAUAGGAAAGGAGAGGUCAUAUUCGAGGGAAUGGACAGUAGUCAGUUUCCAAGUCAGAAGAAUGGUAGUCCGUCAGCUACCAGACGACCAAGUGUUGGACAGCGCCAAAUGACAAAUGCAGAGAAAGCCAACAAAGCUGAAGAGAAAAUGCUGCGUGAAAAAGAGAAUGGGCGAUUCACGCCAGCCUCCCUAUCCAAAUCCCAGGGUCUUCUUACAUUCCCACAACCUGGGACCCAGUCUGCUAACCCUCCGAAGACUCCUGAUCGAAACCUUGCCCCAAUCAGACCAAAGACGAAGAGCACGGCCAAACGUCAGUCAUCGUUACCGGGAGGUGUUAUAGGAGGGGAGGAUCGAGAGGAACCUACAACACCGAUACCUCUACCAAGGAUCUCUUCAAGGAAAUCCUAUCCCGAUAUCACCCAGCCACCAAAGCAGGGACAAGAGUACCCCAUCCCUAUCACUGUGGUCAGUUUUGACCCUGAGGGUCAGAAUGGUCAGUUCCUGGAGAAACGCCACCAACCUGAUAUCAAUCCAUCUGGCAACGAUUUGAGUCCAUCUAUGGAUGACUGCAUUUUUAAAGGUCGGUCAUCGUCAAAGACGUAUAUCGAAGAUUUGGAAGAUGCCAGUGUUUUUUCACCACCUCCACGUUUGAUGCCACUGACACCCUCGUCCUCUGACCGUGGAAGGGUCAACAUCCCAGAUACAAUCACGGAGAGUGAUCAGAGUUAUAGAGAGGGAAAGGUCUUUACUUUCGACACAGCAAAACUAUCCACAGAACCCCCUAUAAGAAUGGCAACAGCAUCGCGGGGUCAGAAUGUGCCUUCCUCGACGUUUGUCACCAAGCAAGCUAGCAUGGACGAGUCCAGUGGCAGCUCAGUCAAGUUAGCUUGCAAUGAUGCCAAGGAGCUGGUCCGUGGCAAGUCGAUCUAUAAGGACAGGUUUAACAUUGAGGACAGUCGGCUGCCGAAGAAUGCCGAAAUAUCACCGGAUACGUCUACGAGUUUUAGCUCCUUGUCUUCUCCAUCUUCUCAUUCAGAGGGAAAUAAAUCCGACACAGGCGGUCGGAGAAGUUCUAAGAAAGAUGAGAAGACAAAACCUCAGGGUGGUGCUGUGAAGUCAAGUGCGGGUGCUAAUGUUCAGAGGAAAGAUAGCGAGGGGUCAGCUAUGGCAAAAUUACGGCAGGCAGCCAAGGAUAAUGCAGCUCAUCCACAAGAGAGUAAUAAAUGCUCACCAGACCUUGGAGUGAAUGAGAAGAAAGUUGAUAAGAUCACUGUGCAUUCUGAUUUGCUGGGGAAGGUCUAUGAGGAAGCGGGGACUCAAGUGGAGAGGGGGAAAACUGUUGGUGCUUCAAACGGGAGAGGAUCUGGAAAGUCAGAAAGUACGAGUAGUACUAAAGUGACAGUGAUAAAUAUAGGAGAGAGUAAGAACACAAAAAAGAGUCAAAGUGAUAUAUUGAGUAGUAAGACUAGUGGUCAGGUUAAGGAAUGUGCUACAAAGUUGGAUCAGAACAGUUCGGGUGCUAAGCCAAAGGAAACACAAACUGUGCUGCCCAAUUCUGUGGCGUCGCAGAAGACUGAAACAAGAUCAAGUGAGAGUGUGGUGAGUUCUCAAGCUAAGGCAGUUGAUAGUGCUAGGAAUCCAAAGACUGUGCAGACUGAUAAAAAAAGUGCUACUGAACCUGUCAGAGCGGGCGGAAACAUCAAUUCUGUUGAAAAGAAAACAAGCCCCCGUUCGAAUCCCCCUGUCUCAAGCUCCAGUAACACACCAAAACAAGCUCCGAUCAGGAAAACUUCAAAAGGAGCCGUUGUUGUAAUCAGCAGAGCUAAUACAAACACAAACGUGAAUGAGGCAAAGGCAGUGCCUUCAAAACAGACUCAGGAGCAGAAGACCCUGGCGUCUGCUCCUGUGAAAACGCCUGGCACAGCUGUAAACAAACCCGACUCUAGUGACAAAGCUCUUGAGAAAACAGCAGGAAGAGAGAAAAGCAAUGAAAGAAAAACAGUUGUAGUUAUAAAGAGAGCUAGCACAAAGGAUGAUCUUUCAGCAAAGAAUUCCAAAAUUUCACCUCGGAGUAAAAGUGACAAUCCUCGACAGACUGAUGCAAAGCAAGCAGUUGUUAGCAAACCUGAUAGUAAAACUGCAGAUAUUGUUAACAAAACAGGUUCUAAUGAUAAGAGCGUUUCAAAAGAAACAGAGCUGAAAUCUAGUGGAAACAAGACUGAUGUUCCUGCAUCCAGUAACACCAAGAAAACUCCUCCCCCUCGGCCCAGUCAGCCUCCAUCAAUUACUCCACAUUAUGCAGUUGUUCAGCCAAAACCUCAGGUAGGCCAAAAAGAAACCAGACCAGCUGGACAAAACAACAAUGGAAAAAGCACACCAGGACCAUCACCAAGCAUGAAGCAGAGUCCAGCGACAUUGAAUAAACCACAAACAGAGAAGAGUAUAGUUGGUCAGUCAUCCCAGGGGAAAGUCCCUCAGCCUUCCAAAAGUUUGGCAACACCUGCCCAGGCUAAAGCUGUUACUGUUGUGCCUCAGCCGGCCAAGAGUCAAGCAGAACCUAGUGUAUCACGUGCCAAGAACACUGUCCUGGUGACAAAUAAAAAUUCAGUGGAUUCAACUUCAAGGCUUUCAAAGAUUAAGUCUGCAGCUAACAAAAGCCUAGUUGUGUCCAAGUCCGUGGAUGGUGAUGUCGUUUUGGCACCGAGAGCCAGUGAAAUGCUGCGUGAGGUCAGUAAAGCUGUUGCUUCAAGGUUGGAAAGAGCGAUUGUGAACAAUGGGCCAGAUUCUACUUCAAAGGCUAAGGAAGGUUUGAAGUCUCCGAGCAAAUCUGCUGUUGGUGAGGAUCAAGCAACAAGGUUGCCAACAGCUGUAGCUGUUGUUGGAAGUGAGGAUAUGAAAUCGCCAAGCAAAUCAUCCUUGAAUUCCUCACAAAAUAAUGGUAACAAAUCAGUUUCUAUUGUGGUCAGAAACGAGAAAGACAAAGCUCCAUCUGUGGGAGAUGAAAACAAGCCUGAAGCGGUUGUCAAGGUUACGAUAACUCAAUCUGAAGAGAAGAAGCCUCUAGAACAGACUCCAUACAUUCGCGAUGUUUUUGAACAUUUCCAAAAUCCAUUCAUAAACAAGGAAACUUCAAAAUUAUCGGCAAAACGUGAACCAUCCAAAGUUUCGCGAGGCACUUCAAAAGUUGGCACGAGUCGUCUACCUUCUGCCACCAACAAACCUGGGAGGAGUGCACGUGGCGGACGCAAUGACACAAAAUCUGCUGGUAAGAAGACCAAGUCUGAUCUGAGUGUCAGGGGUGUGGGGACACCUGGCAACAGUCAAGGUCAGAAAGGUCAAAGUCAACCGAGAAGUGGAAAGGGAAAACGUAAAGGUCGCAAGAAGAAGAAGAAAGAUGAGAGACCAGAGCUCGGCGAGCGUGACCUGACGAAGACCGCAUUUAUCUCGGGUAUUGGCUGGCAUGUUGCAGCCGACUGUAAUGAGAAUCUUGAUGUUGAGGCCGUUGGUAUGGUGGACUCUGACUCAGAUAGUGAUAUUGACAAGAGUGAAUCACCCACGACCGCCGUGGAUGGCAAUAGUAACUUUCUAAAAGUUGAUGUCGAUGAUGAUAUUGAUGAGCCAUCAUCGUUUGAGGAACUCGUCCAGGAUGAAGUUCAUUUCGAUAGUGCUGAUACUGACAGUUCUAAAUUUAGUUCAUUCGGUAGCGGUAGUGAUAAAGUAGAACAUCCUGCUUUGGCAAAAACUAUUAGGGCUAUUGAGGAGUUUAAUGCUAAGGUCAACGACGAUGAGCUUGACAAGAUGUUGGGUGACAAUAAAACGUCUUCUGGAGUUGCUGAAUCCCAGAAUGUUAUUGACAAUGAUAGGCAGCGUAAUAGUUCAGUACCAAUGGUUAAAGCUUGUGUUUCGAGGACAGAAGGUCUGCAGGAACCAACGAAAGAGCAAGCGAUUGAAAAUCAGGUCAGUGAAGAGAAUGAGAAGAAAGGUACUGGUUCAAAGGAAGGAAGGGAUGAGCUUUCCUGUGAGAAGACUGAAAGACUAAGCAGUGCUGAGAGAAAGGAGAAGAAGUUUGGGCGGUCGUACAGUGUGCGAGUGAAGGGGACGGAUAGGCCGCGAUCGAGUGAACGACCGUUGAAGCGAUCCAACACUCUAGCUGGGAAAGAACGCAAGCACCUGGAGCGGGAAGUGAUGGAGAGUAAAGAUAUCAAUUCUAUCAUUGAUGAGAUUCUGACAAUAACAUCCGACCAUUCCACACUGAAUGACUCCAUUACGAACUCACUGCGGCGGAAAAAUAGUUUGACGAGGUUAGCCAAGGAGGCCGAGACAAAACAAGAAGAAGUAGGGCAUUUAACACAUUUGAAUAAGGUUGGUGUGAAUCCAGAAGAGGUCGUGAAAAGGCUUGAAAAUGUCAAGAAAGAUGGACAUGAUUACGAUGACAGGAGCUCGCUCCAUGACGACUAUAUCACUUUGCCAGAAAUGCUGAAAAUCUUCCAUGCUAAUAACGCGGCUGAAAUGGAAGAAAAGAUGAAUGUCUUGAGUCAAGAACAAGGUGACGAGCGUCAUGUCAACCCUGUUCUUCCUGAUGUUGUUGUGGAGGUUCCUUCGACGACGACUCCAAAGCACAGUCGGAAACCUUCGAAGCAGGAAUUAGAAAACUUGCACGUCUUCAACAAGUCAAUGGAGGAGAAGCCUCCGAUUCCUGAUCGGCCAAAGUCUUCAGCAGGAAAGUCACCGAGGUCAAUCAAGCCGAGGAAGCAGAAACGUGUCUACCAGGAAAUGAAGAGCAGGGAGAUGUAUAAUUCAAAGGAAAGUCUUGCCUCAGGUUCGACAUUCCUGGCCUCUGAGUUUGGGUCUGACCAGUUCAGCUUGCCAUGUAGUGAAGGUAGCACACUCACAGAAGAGGAUCAUGAACUUGUCGAUUCUAGGACGAUACGUAGUCAGCUAGGACGUCGUAGCGCUGCUUCCCAGGCCGGUAGUACUUGUACCAAUGAUAGCGUACAUUCUGAAGAUGUCAUUUGCUGGAAGAAGGGAAAUAUGCUGGGUCGUGGAGCUUAUGGAACCGUAUGGUGUGGUUUGACUGACAGCGGUGGCCUGAUUGCUGUGAAGCAGAUCGAGAUGAACACAGUCGAUAUGGAGAAGGCUGAGCGGGAGUAUGAGAAGAUACAGGAAGAAGUGGAUAUGUUGAAGGUGCUCAGACACAAGAAUAUUGUGGGGUUCUAUGGUACAAGUUUAGAGGACCACACUGUCCAGAUCUUCAUGGAAUACGUCCCUGGUGGAUCAAUAGCCAAUCUGCUGGCCAGAUUUGGUGCCUUUGAGGAGGCUGUCUUCAGCAUCUAUACAAAACAGGUCUUGGAAGGAGUUGAAUAUAUUCACAGCAAAGGUGUCAUACACAGGGACAUAAAAGGAGGCAACGUCAUGCUGACCCAGGACGGCAUCAUCAAGCUGAUAGACUUUGGUUGUGCCAAGCGCUUGUGUAUGAACUCUAGUCUGAGUCAAGGUCAGCUGCUCAAGUCGAUGAGGGGGACACCUUACUGGAUGGCUCCGGAAGUUGUGGCUGAAACGGGCCAUGGGAAGAGGUCAGAUAUUUGGAGUGUCGGUUGUACUGUCUUUGAAAUGGCCACGAGGAAACCCCCAUGGGCUGACAUGAACCCGAUGGCAGCCAUCUUUGCUAUAGGAUCAGAUCGACCAGUACCACAGCUGGAUAACUCUUUCACACCGCACGCUAGACAAUUUGUCAACUGUUGUUUACAAAGGAAAGUUGAGGAUCGACUGCAAGCUUCCGAGCUACUUCUCCAUCCUUUCAUUGCCAAUAGUUCCAAGAGGAUCAAACGCCGGAACACAACGUCUGCUCACGGAUCAUCUGCCAUUUGGAGCAACCAGAGAUAACUUCCGACUCUCAAGAUAGGAAACAGACCUUUGAGAGGACUCCCCUGAGCUUCUCUCAGUCUUGCAGAACCUGACACUUCAAAGUUAGAAAAAGUUGUUUUUGAAGUGAGCAUUUACUUUCACAAUGAACUCAGUGAGCUAAGAUGAUGUCCCGACUUUGUAAAGUGGGUGGGAUAGUUUCUGUGAAACGGAACCCUAUUGUAUGUAUAAGAAUUGUAUAAACCUAGUGCCCUGUUCCAAUCAAGUAGGCUCUAGACACUGUACAUUUUGUACAGCACUUUUAGUAAAAUGUGACUCGCUCUACCAAAACUAGGCGCUUGUUGCAUCUGAACUCGACAGGUUGAUACGGACUUGUUGUUCAUUUCC